AUGGCGCCUGAACACAUCCAUUACCCUCCCAGUGAAGAGACAAAUAUUGCAUCGCGUCUCCCCGACCUGUUGAAGGACCCGGAGAAAGCGAGAACCAUCAAAGACCUAUACCUCGUUACAUGGCUGGAGAACGACCCGGAAGAUCCUCGUAAUUGGUCGCCUGUAUGGCGGUGGUAUCUAACACUGGUCUCUGCGCUUGCUGUUAUCUCGGUCGCAUUCGCUAGCGCUGUCAUAACUGGUGACUUCGGGGGCAUCGAAAAAGACUUCCAAGUCGGCGAGGUCGUGACGGCACUCAGUGUCUCACUCAUGGUUUGUGGCUUUGGUCUCGGCCCUCUAAUCAUUUCUCCUCUAUCCGAACUUUAUGGCCGUCGACCACUAUGGGUUAUACCAACAUUCCUAUACCUGAUCUUCAACAUACCAUGUGCCGUAGCCAAGAACAUCCAAACACUCCUCAUAUGUCGAUUCUUCUGCGGCAUAUUCGCUUCCGGACCGCUUACACUGGCUGGCAGUACCAUCAGUGACAUAUGGGACAACAACGAGCGUGGCUUUGCCAUUGCCCUCUUUGCGGCAGCGCCCUACGGCGGUGCGGCCUUGGGUCCCCUGGUCGGCGGCUUCAUUGGAGUCACCGUUGGCUGGCGCUGGAUUAUCUGGGUCAACAUGAUAUUCGCCGGUGUCGUUUUCCUGUUCUGUCUGACCAUUCCGGAGACAUUUGCGCCUGUUCUGCUGCAAAAGCGUGCUGCGAAGCUCCGCUCAAAGACAGGCCGUGAUGACAUCGUCACCGAGCAGGAAAUAUUCAGGACAUCCUUUGCGGAUCUUAUCACUGACACUCUCAUUCGACCAUUCGGUAUGCUUGUGACGGAGCCUAUUCUUCUGCUCAUGUCAUUGUUCAUUGCUUUGAUCUACGGUCUGUUGUACGCCUUCUUCUUCUCCUUCCCCGUCGUAUUCGGAGAAGACUACGGUUACAACGAUGGCAUAACCGGCAUCAUGUUCUGCUCUGUGUUCAUUGGCCUGGGCAUCGCAUUGUGUAUCACACCGCUACUGGAAAAGAGCUAUCUCAAGCAGGCAGAGAAGAAGGGUGGACGAGCGGACCCAGAAGACCGUCUUUUGGGUUCGAUGAUUGGUGCACCUUUCGUCCCCAUCGCCUUGUUUAUCUUCGGAUGGACAAGUCCCCCUACUGUGAUGCCUGGCGGUGGUAACUGGGUCGGACCGGCCAGUGCAGGUAUUCCGUUCGGGUUCGGAAUGGUCGUCAUCUACUUCUCUGCCAACGCUUACUUGAUUGACGCGUUCCCUAAUUACGUUGCUUCGGCUCUGGCCGCUAAAACGGUGGUGAGGUCAGGUGCAGGUGCUGCUAUGCCUCUAUUCAUGGUACAGAUGUUCCAUGGUCUUGGUAACGGCUGGGCUGCGUCAUUGUUGGGUUUCGUUUCCGUAGCUAUGAUCCCGAUACCUUUCCUCUUUUACCGAUAUGGCAGGGCCAUCCGUGCUCGCUCAAAGCGUGCUACGUUGAUAUAA
Molecule: messenger RNA, 1509 nt
Organism: Desarmillaria tabescens
Lineage: Eukaryota; Fungi; Basidiomycota; Agaricomycetes; Agaricales; Physalacriaceae
Product: major facilitator superfamily domain-containing protein
Exons: 11
Coding region: 1-1509 (502 amino acids)
Biological process (GO): spermine transport; transmembrane transport
Cellular component (GO): fungal-type vacuole membrane; plasma membrane
Molecular function (GO): spermine transmembrane transporter activity
Source: RefSeq, a predicted model, not a curated record